Messenger RNA from Fusarium coffeatum, 1647 nucleotides. RefSeq lists its product as uncharacterized. The transcript is spliced from 3 exons. Bases 1 to 1647 code for a protein of 548 amino acids. The record is from RefSeq and is a predicted model, not a curated record. Lineage: Eukaryota; Fungi; Ascomycota; Sordariomycetes; Hypocreales; Nectriaceae.
AUGAGAUUUGUGAACGCCGUCCUGGCCGCAGUGGCCAUCAACGGUGUUGCUGCCAGCACCUGGUUUCCUGGAUCAAAGCCAGUUUACAACAAGUGGCAUGAGACCGAGUUGGAACGAUGGCUCUCUGAUCAUGAUGUUCCAUACCCCUCCCCGGCCGAUCGUAAGGAUCUCGAGUCCUUGAUUGAGAAGAACUGGGAUGCCUACGUCGUUUCCCCUUACAACAGCUGGGAUACCAACCAGCUGAGUGCUUACUUGCAGUCUAAGGGCAAGGAAACCAAGAAUGAAGCUGCCGCUUCCAAGGACAGCCUACUGUCCCAGGUGAAGGCCAACUGGUACGAGACUGAGAGCAAUGCCCAUUCUGCGUGGCUCAAUGUCAAGGAUUGGAUUCUUGAUACUUGGACUGAGAGUCAGCUUAAGGCAUUCGCCGACAAGCACGGAAUUCCCGCCCCUCAGCCCCGCCAGCGUGACACUCUUCUCCAGAAGGCUCGCUCUAACUACGAGACUGUUGCCAAGAAGGCUAACCAGGCUUCUUCUUACCCUGGAAACUGGCUCUACGAGACAUGGUCUGAAUCGGAUCUCAAGGAGUGGCUUGACACCCACGGCUUCCCUGCCCCUCAGCCUAUGACUCGUGACAAGCUCAUUGCCUCUGUUCGUCGUAACUCCCGCCUUGCCUACCUUAAGGCCCAGGACCAAGCCGCCAGUGCUACCGCCAGUGCUCAAGGUGCCUACGCUACCCUAACCGACAUGAUCAUUGAUGCCUGGAGCGAGUCGCAGCUCAAGGAGUUUUGUGAUAAGAACGGUAUCGCUGUUCCCCAGGGUACCAAGGCCAACGAACUCCGCGCUCUUGUUCGCAAGAACAGAGCUGACAUUCUCGGCGACAACAUUUCUGGAAGCGCCGCCUCUGCUUACGGUGCUGCUACUUCCAACGCUCAGAACCAGUACGCCAAGGCCACCGACAGUGCAUCACUUGCUGCGCAGGAUGCGUUCAACCAGGCUGUAGGCACUUGGUCCGACACCCGUCUUAAGUCCUACCUUGACGCUCGCGGUGUUCCCGUUCCCCAGGGCUCCAAGAAGAACGAGCUUGAGGCUUUGGUUCGCAAGAACGCUCACGUUGCUGCCCACGGCGGAAAUGCCUGGACCUUUGACGACUUCAGCUACGAUAACUUGAAGAAGUACCUGGAGCGCAGCGGAAAUGCUGCUGCCAAGCAAGCUGCUGAGAAGAAGGACGCUACCCGUGAUGAGCUUUACGACGCUGCUCAGUCCGCCUACUCUUCUGCUUCAUCGGCUGGCGGAUCAACCUGGGCCUCUGCCACUAGCUAUCUUACAUCCGCCACCAACUCUGCUAAGCAGUCCGCCUUUGAUGAGUGGUCUGAGACCGACCUUAAGGCUUACCUCGACAGCUACGGUGUUCCUGUCCCACAGGGAUCGAAGCUCGAGGACCUCAAGGCCGAGGCCCGAAAGCAAUCCACCUACUUUAAGUAUGGUACCAGCUCGCCAUCCGGAACCUUCUUCGCUAAGCUCGGAGAUACUGCUCGUGAUACCUACAACUGGGUUGCAAGCCAGCUUCAGCUUGGUGGUCAAGCCGCUAAGCAGAAGGCUGCUGAGGCUGAGGCUCAGGCUCAUGCCAAGAUCCGUGAGGAACUUUAA